AUGAAUAGCGAAGAAGAGCCAACAAUACACUAUACCGUACGAGUUCUUACGAAAGUAAAGCAACCUGGUGCUAUUACAAGAUCCAUUAAUGGUGCAUCGAUGGUAGUCUCAAGCCAAGAAACGUUUGGAGCAGUGCUAAAUAGAAGCGGCCUGGGCACAUUUUUCUGUGAAUGCAAAAAGCUAUCGAUACGAGUACCAGAGAAUACCCUCGAUCAUAUUCUUCGGCCGGAUUUGGACAGCAAGAACGUCCUCGACAGUCGCGUUGGAAGACAUCUAUCCGCAAGGGGUGUAUCAGAAAUAAUUUACCACCUCAACUUCGUUGAAUUGAACAGUAAACCAAUUUUUUGUUGCAACUGCAAUCAUCUAUCGGACAUCUACCUCACAUCUCCAGCAACAAUAUAUAAUCCUUGUCGUUAUUGCUGUGAGCAACGCGUUUGCCCUACCAUAAAUCCAUCAGCUUUGAAUAACAAUGCACAGCCAUCACAAGAGCGUUCGCGAUACAGAACGCCAACCCCCUAUCCCUCUACCAACGUUGUUUCUUUCGCUGAUGAAGAAUACGAUCUGUGUAAAAUAGCAGAUAAUGAUCAACAAGGCCCAUUAACUAGAGGAGCAGCAGCAAGAAAACGAGCCGAGAAAGAACCAGAUCCAGUUCAUCUUUCACCACGUCGUACUCUCCCCCAUGACCACAAGACAUUCGUUUUCGUAUGGGGUGCUGGAUACAGUGGGCAGAUUGGGCUUGGGGAGGAAAAGCUAUUCGUAGAGACUCCUGCACCGUUGAAAAAACUGAGCUAUAAAAAUAUAUGUGAUAUUGACGUUGGGUAUUUUCAUAAUGUGGCCUUGACUGAUAAAGGGACUUUGUGGUCUUGGGGCGAGAACAAUUACGGAAGUCUUGGACGAGUUACUAAAAACUCUGAGUGGGGAGAAUAUGUACCUCAGCCCGUUGACGGACUGGAUGGUGUAAAAAUCGUGAGAGCAGUAUGCGGAAGAGAGUUUACGUUUGCAUUAAGUGAGGAAGGACGCUUGUAUGCCACGGGAACAUUCACGUCAGCUGAAGACAAUACUAAAAUAUUCGGUCUUUCCUGUCUGAAACCCAACAUCUGCCAAUUUACAUUCACGCUUUAUAAACCAACUGAGAAAAUGCGAUUCGUCUCCCUUGCAGCUGGUCGCAAUCACAUGUUGGCUCUUACGUCGGAUGGACGAGUAUACAGCUGGGGUGACUCUGCAUAUUCGUCCCUAGGUAGACGUAUAUCUACCCGUAAUCCAUAUGCAUGUUUGAUACCAGAACGUAUAGCAGAAUUGAGUAAUAUUGUAAGCAUAGGAAGUGGAGCGCAUCACUGUUUUGCGGUCAGGAGGGAUGGAAAAGUGUUUUGUUGGGGAUUAAAUGAUUAUGGACAAUGUGGAGUUAAGAGUAUCGGGACUUGUGUUGAGUUUCCGGUUCAACUCGAAUUCGCGGAAGGAAAAAGAAUCAGAGAGAUCAGAGGAGGAAGGUACAUGUCGGCUAUUUUGUUGGAUGAUGGCAAAGUAUACAUGUUUGGGAGGAAGGAAUGGCUGGGAAUAGGAUGUCGAGGAAGUGACAAAAUUGCAAUAGAGCGUGGCGAUAAAGAGAGCAACGGGCAAAUGACACAACCUAAAUCAGUUAUUGUUCAGUCGUCAUCAAUUGUUCCUACAUCAGCUCCCUCUUCUACACCGAUAAUCUCAUUGACGACUCCUUAUGAAGAUACUUUUUCGACCUCCAAACACUAUACCGAGUUUAUAGCAACUCCAACACUAGUUCAUACAAGUGCCUCCUACUGUUCAAUAGCUGUCGGUUAUGGUCAUACUCUUGCAUCCACCAAGUGUUGGAAUUCGCACGCCUGGGGACGUGGGGACUUUUAUGCUCUUGCCAACGCACCAGCGAUUAGGGUUCCCGGUGCAGACGAGCAUAGUCCGUAUACUAUAAAUGACAGGAAUUUAACUGGAUUCAAAGUCGUUGCGGUUGGUGCAGGAACUCAGCAUUCUGUUGCUUUGGCUUGGAGGGAGCAGCAAUACACGCUUGUCUCAUAG
Molecule: messenger RNA, 2043 nt
Organism: Paraglomus brasilianum
Lineage: Eukaryota; Fungi; Glomeromycota; Glomeromycetes; Paraglomerales; Paraglomeraceae
Source: the annotation of a GenBank genome assembly